Messenger RNA from Kwoniella botswanensis, 1998 nucleotides. RefSeq lists its product as uncharacterized. Gene Ontology annotation, molecular function: calcium ion binding; gluconolactonase activity. The record is from RefSeq and is a predicted model, not a curated record. Bases 1 to 1998 code for a protein of 665 amino acids. Lineage: Eukaryota; Fungi; Basidiomycota; Tremellomycetes; Tremellales; Cryptococcaceae. Gene Ontology annotation, biological process: L-ascorbic acid biosynthetic process. The transcript is spliced from 9 exons.
AUGCCUACAGCCGUAACUUCCCCUCGGAAUCCUUUACACCCCUCGCUGUUACCUCGUCUCGAUAAGCAGUAUGAGGCAUUCUACAACAAGUACAUGGCGAACGCCCCUAUGAUCCAAGAACUUCCUUGGGAUCCAGCAGUCCGAUCGAGUCCCGCUGUACCGGGUGGUGCUCCUGCUUUGCCUGUAUCAAAGACAGAAGAUAUCGAGCUAGACGGAUUCUCCAUUCGUGUCUUCUAUCCUACCGACUUACCCACAUCGGGCGACGCACCAAUUUUUAUCUGGUACCAUGGUGGAGGGAUGGUCCUCGGUGGUAUCAACGCUGAGAACCCAUUCUGUACGAGGGUAGCCAACAGCGCAAAAUGUGUGGUCGUCACUGUAGAUUAUAGGAUGGCACCGGAGUAUAAAUUUCCAGUAGGCCAUGAAGACGCUUGGACAGCAUUCGAAUGGGUCUACAAGAAUGGUAAGGAGAGACUUGGAGUGGAUGUCAGUCGAUUCGGUAUAGGUGGUUCUAGCUCGGGUGGGAAUCUUGCGGCGUUCGUCUCACAAAGAGCUGGUGUUCAAGGUAUUCCUAUCCAGUUUAUGGUACUAGGUGUACCUGUUUGCGAUAACACUGCUAACGCCGAAACAUACAAAUCGUGGAAUGUCAAUAGACAUUGUCCUGGAUUACCAGAUGCCAAGAUGUUAUGGUACCGUGACCAAUACAUCCCCAAUGCGGAAGAUCUAUCCAACCCUAUCGCCUCUCCCCUAUUCGGAUCAGACGAAGCCUUCAAAUCCAGCGUCAACAAAGUAUUCAUCGCCCUAGCCGAAUUAGACCUCUUGCGAAGUGAGGGAGAAGCUUAUGCCGAAAAAUUGAAAUCUUUCGGUAAAGAGGUAGAUUGCAGGACAUACCCUGGUGUACCCCAUGCUGUCCAGGCGAUGGAUGGGGUAUUGGACAUGGCGAGAAAGUGGAUCAAAGAUAUGUGUACUUAUGUGGCGGUUCAGUUUGGUAGACAUCCUGCUGAUGUUGCUAUGGAGGAUCUGUAUCCCGACAAUGUAGAAGUCGACGUACCCCAAAUUGAAGGUGGUGGACCAUGGCUUCGACUUAAAACACCUAUGGUCCUAGGAGAAGCUCCCAUCUACCGAGCGGAAGAUUCGACUUUACACUAUGUUGAUUGUCUGAAAGAACCUGCCGAAUUGCAUAUACUCAAGCUUGACCCGACUACAGGGGAAGCUGCAGAGUGCCAACCUCGUAUAAUCCAAUUGGAAGAAUCAGUCACAGUGCAAUUCUUCCGAGAGAACAAACCUGGAUAUAUUUGCGCUUAUUUCGCUGGAGUAGCCUUUUUAGAUGAGGAGACUGGAAAAUUGGAGAUACUUAAAGAGAUUAUACCUCAAGAUGAAAGGAGUAUAAGAAGGUUUAAUGAUGGUGGUGUGGAUGUGAUGGGUAGAUUCUGGUUAGCUGAGAUUGAUCGUAAAGCCUUGAGUCUAGGUAUGGGUAGAUUACCUCAAGAUUACGGUGAACCACUCGGUAGAUUGUGGAGAUACGACCCAGAUGGAUCAUUGCACUUGAUGGAGAAAGGAUUGGUAUGUGGCAAUGGAUUAGCUUGGAGUCCUGAUAAUAAGACUAUGUACCUGAACGAUUCUGCUGCAGGAUUGGUAUUCGCCUACGAUUUCGAUAUUCCCACUGGGUUACUAUCCAACAAACGACUAUUUAUUGAUCGAAGGGACCUCGGAGGUGAACCGGACGGUAUGGUCGUAUCUGUUGAAGGGGAUUUGUACAUCGCCAUGUGGGCCAGCUCGAGGGUUAUGGUUUAUUCACCAGAAGGUAAACAUCUGAAAGACAUCAAAUUCACAGCUAGGAAUAUGGCUUGUACCUCCUGGGGUGGACCUCAUUACGAUACACUCUAUAUCGCUUCUGCAACGGACAAGAGACCGAAUAAGAAUCCAGAGGAUGAUGGAGGUCAUUUGUUCAAAUAUCAUGUGGGCGUUCAAGGUUUACUUAAAUAUAAGUUUAAGGGUUAA